AUGCCUCCUGCAAAAUCCAUCUCGUUCGAGCUUCUCCUGGACGAGGGUUCGAAAACAAGAGCACGAAUCCCUCUCAGGGUUGUGCUGAACACCCAUGACAGCACGGAGUCCAUCAUCACGACGGUGAAGAACUUCUACGGGAUAUACGAUGGAAAUGGAGUGAGCUUUGAAGAUUCGUGGGGAAACACACUCAUUGCUUCGUAUGACAAUCUUGCCUCUGACUCGACUGUCUAUGUGCGGAUUGUGCCCUCUCCGCAGCCACCCUCCAUUGGCUAUACACAUGCAGCACAUGCAAUUGACAAUGGCUAUGAAUCAAGGCGUCGACCCAGCUUGGGAGAACCAUUUCAGAUGUUGCCGCCUUAUCUGAGGGAACCGUCCCACUCUCCCUCCCGACCUUCGUCGAGGCUGGCAAGGAAGCGCAGUACUUCUCCCACCCAAGGACGAGGGCGCAGAAGUGCAUCGCAACAGAAAGGACCACCGAAUGUGCCUAUCAGCCGCGGUUCCAGCGCCAAUGGAAGUUAUCAUGAAGACAAUGGUUACAGCGACAGCGAAGCCGGGCGCAGUUCGAUUUCGGGAUCCAAGAGAGCCAGAAGCGAGCAAUUUGCAAGUUCGGAUAUUAGUACUGCCAAUGUUUUGCAGGAUGGACGGCGUGGUCAGCCCAUCUUCGACAGCUCGACCCUUCCGCUCUUCGUCCCGCCGCAAGUCCCAGUGACUGCCUCACAGUCCUCCAUCUCGCCUCAGCGACGGUCACUACCACAAGAAGGGCCUUCUCCAUUUCGUCCACCGGCACAGAAGUUGUAUGGGCUACAACAACCUCCAGUGCUCUCGCCGCAGAGCCAUGGUCGGAUUUACAACAUGGACGCACCCGGCGAUCAAAGUGCAGGAGCUGGUGUCGCGACUCCGGUUUCUCAACAUCAUCAUCGCCUGCGACACAGGUCUUCCAUGCAGCCUGGUCCCACCGGGAGGCAAGGAUAUUCUGGAAGUGGUGUGCUUCCUACUCCAGACCCCACAGUCGCAAGUUGCAUUUCGGAUGAAGACGUCGCCCGCACCCUGAUCGCACUUGGUGACGCAUCCAACUACUCUCAUGGUCGGACCUCGAAUUCUACCAUAGAUGAAACUUUCAGCGGCGCGGGAGAUGCGGCUUCGUCGACAGGAGCAACCAGCGACAGCGAUGAGUACAGUGAUGCGGAAGGAGGCCUCCCGAAGCACAGGAGGUACCUUGAUAAUGAGGAUGAGGAGAAUGGGGACGAGGACUAUGACCAGGACAACACUCCUCGUGGCCAUGAUGAAUAUGAUGGUCCGCCCAAGACAAAGAAAAUCAAGACCAAGAUGCAUGAUGGGCCAACCAACGGCUAUCGACCACAGCCAACUUCAAUGAGGACUAACAAGUCGUCCAAAGUCCGCUCAAACACUCUGCCCAAGGCUGCCAAGCAGACAGUCCAGCCCGGGUUGAUGAAAGCCCCUUCUGCGCCUGCCUCAAGUGGACAGGCCAGAAAGUCAUCGGGUUCAAGCCUCAACUUUCAACACCAGCUCGCUGCUGAUGAGGAAGAUCUCUCAUCUAAACCUCGUUGUCAGCGUUGCCGAAAGAGCAAGAAGGGCUGUGAUCGUCAACGACCUUGUGGGAGGUGCAGGGAUGCCGGAAUCGGGCCAGAAGGCUGCAUCAGCGAAGAUGAAGGUAGUUCUCGCAAGGGACGAUACGGCAGGCACAUGGGAGUUCCGGUCAAGAAGAGUGACGAGCAAUCGGUGUCAGACGACGAAACAAACACGGCCUCGAACACUCUACUGGCCGAUGGUAUUGCUGUCCAUGGCAACCCGGAUAAGAACAAGAAGAGGAAGAGAUGA
Capronia epimyces CBS 606.96 is the source of this 1842-nucleotide messenger RNA. RefSeq lists its product as uncharacterized. Gene Ontology annotation, molecular function: zinc ion binding; DNA-binding transcription factor activity, RNA polymerase II-specific. The transcript has 2 exons. Gene Ontology annotation, biological process: regulation of DNA-templated transcription. The record is from RefSeq and is a predicted model, not a curated record. NCBI's taxonomy places the organism in Eukaryota, Fungi, Ascomycota, Eurotiomycetes, Chaetothyriales, Herpotrichiellaceae. Bases 1 to 1842 code for a protein of 613 amino acids.